AUGAAGGUUGUUCUGGUGUCAUCGCUAGUAAUUUUACUAGGGUUGACUUGUAACGGUAUUCGAUUGCAACACGACCUGACCAAGAAAGAUGUAGGCUUAUAUUCUGAUGAAAUCAAUAUGUUUAGUAUAGGAGAGCCACUUGAUAGUGGCAAUCCUCAGAAAAUGAUUCUUGAUUAUUUGAAGAUGAAAGAAGACAACAAAAUUUUUGAAAGAGACGUGUCCGAUGGUGGUUCAGACAUAGACGAAAAUGGAUCGGCAUGUGAUAGUGAUCCAUGUCAACAUAAUGGACUUUGUACCGUUGAUGAGCCGUCCAAUGGAUAUUCCUGCAACUGCACAGACACUGGCUAUACCGGUAACACUUGCGAAUUUGUUCUUCUUUCGUGCUUAGUGAACCCAUGUUUAAAUGGUGGAACCUGCACAGACAGUCUAUGCCAAUGUCCAGAUGGAUUUUAUGGAACCUUGUGUGAAAAAAGUAACGAUAGAUACACACCGGAAAGCAGCCUUCCACCAGCUGGCCAAACAUGCUCUGUGUGGGACAGGACGAAUUUUCGCACAUUUGACGGUAUGGUUUAUUCUGUGAACAGUGAAUGUCUUCAUACUUUAAUGACAGAGAGCACAGGAUCUACUUUUAAAAUCUCGGUGGAUUUUAGGAAUGAUGCAAUGGCAGUUGGUGUUAUUUACAACAAUGGUCAAACGAGUAUAUCGCUGACGUUAACAUCCGAUGGCGUAGUCUACAAUUCUCAACUUAUUACCGCCAACGAAAACAUUGGUCCAGUUCUUACAUCGUUCGUUUCUCAUUAUAUCAUACUAGAAACCGAUCUGGACUUUUUCCAAAUUAUCUGGAACCGUAAUAACUUGGUUGAAAUAAAAAUACUUGAUGUUAAUCUAGCUGGUCAAAUAAGCGGCAUGUGCGGGAACUACGAUGGUGUUCCUUCUAACGACGCCGAAUUCGGCAAUGUUCAACCAGCUACGUUUGACCCUGUUACACUGGCAGAAAACUGGAAAGAAUAUACUGGAGAAUGCGAGAUAACGGACACUUGCGUUGAUUAUAAACAGCUCUCUCAAGAUGACUUAGACAUGUGUCUGCACAUGAACGAUUUAUUUAGUGAUUGCCUAAAUAUUGUGCCAAUUGAUUCCUAUAUGAAAGCUUGCUACAAGAGUAUCUGCAGUUGCCAGAAUAGGAAUACAUCCUGCGUCUGCCCAGACUAUGCAGCUUAUGCAUCUGAAUGCAGUAAAGAAGGCGUGACUGUAAACUGGCGUUCAGAAUCACUUUGUCCCUUCGAAUGUACCAUUGCUGGUGAAGUGUAUAAUGAAUGUGGGUCUACUUGUGGAGCUACUUGCGAAUACCAGGAUCCUGAUUGUCAAGCGGAAACUAUUUGCCUAGAAGGUUGUCACUGUUCAAGUGAGCACGUGCUGCUUAAUGGCAAUUGUGUUAAUCCAGUAGAGUGUCCUUGCUUCUAUGGAAAUGAUAACUACACACAUUCACAACAAGUUCAAACUGAGUGCGAUCUUUGGUAUGUUUAG
Molecule: messenger RNA, 1524 nt
Organism: Anneissia japonica
Lineage: Eukaryota; Metazoa; Echinodermata; Crinoidea; Comatulida; Comatulidae
Product: BMP-binding endothelial regulator protein-like
Exons: 11
Coding region: 1-1524 (507 amino acids)
Cellular component (GO): extracellular matrix
Source: RefSeq, a predicted model, not a curated record